GCCUCCUGGCCGCUGAGCUGAGGGGAAGCUGAACAGGCCGAGGCUCACACUGCUGCCUCUGCUCCAGCUAGGAUGUGGCUCUUCCACAGUCUGCUCUACAUGACCAGCCUGGCUCCCCUGGAGGCCUUCAAUGUGGAUGUGGCCUGGGCCUGGGUGACUCCCGGGGGAGGCGCGCCUUACGUGCUCAGCUCCCUUCUGCACCAAGACACCAGCACCAACCAGACCUGGCUCCUGGUCACCAGCCCUAGAACAAACAGGACAGCAGAGCCCCUGCAUCGAUGUUCCCUCACCCAGGACGAGCUCUUUUGCCAACCAGUAGAGCAUGUCCCCAUCCCCAAGGGGAGGCACCGGGGAGUGACAGUUGUCGGAAACCACCACGGCGUUUUGAUCUGCAUCCAAGUGCUGGCUCAGCAACCCCACAGCCUCAGCUUGGAACUCACAGGCACCUGCAGCCUACUGGCCCCUGACCUCCGUCCCCAGGCCCAGGUCUCCUUCUCCGACCUUGAAAAUCUCCUGGAUCCUGAAGCACAUGUGGAUGCUGGAGACUGCUACAGGAGCAAAAAAGGCAGCACAGAGAACGCAGCCAGGCGACGCCGGGCUCUGAAGCCAGAUGACGAGGAGGAGGAAGAGGAGGAAGCAGCUGGCACUGAGAUCGCCAUCAUCCUGGAUGGCUCGGGAAGCAUUGAUCCCCCCGACUUCCAGAGAGCCAAGGACUUCAUCUCCAACAUGAUGAGGAACUUCUAUGAGAAGUGCUUUGAGUGCAGCUUUGCCCUGGUCCAGUACGGCGAAGUGAUCCAGACUGAGUUUGACCUUCAGGACAGCCAGGAUGUGAUGGCCUCCCUGGCCAGAGUCCAGAACAUCACUCAAGUGGGGAAUGUCACCAAGACUGCCUCUGCCAUGCAGCAUGUCCUAGACCACAUCUUCACGCCAAGCCACAGCUCCAGAAAAAAGGCAUCCAAGAUCAUGGUGGUGCUCACUGAUGGGGACAUAUUCGGAGACCCCCUCAACCUCAUGACUGUCAUCAACUCCCCAAAGAUGCAAGGUGUUGAGCGCUUUGCCAUUGGGGUGGGAGAAGCAUUUCAGAAGGCUAAGACUGACAAGGAACUGAAGCUGAUCGCCUCGGACCCCGAUGAGACCCAUGCCUUCAAGGUGACCAACUACGCAGCACUGGAUGGGCUGCUGAGCAAACUGCAGCAGAACAUCAUUCCCAUGGAAGGCACGGUCGGAGAUGCCUUCCACUACCAGCUGGCACAGAUCGGGUUCAGUGCACAGAUCCUGGAUGAGGGGCAGCUGCUGCUGGGUGCCGUUGGGGCCUUUAACUGGUCAGGGGGCGCACUGCUCUAUGACAUGCAUGGUCUCCAGGGCCGCUUCCUGAACCAGACAGCGGCAGACGCCAACGCUGCGCCAUUCAGCUACCUGGGUUACUCUGUGGCUGUUCUGCACAAGGCCUGUGGCCUCUCCUAUGUGGCGGGGGCUCCACGGCACAAGCAGCGAGGGGCCGUGUUUGAGCUCCAGAAGGAGGGCAGCGAGACCAACUUCAUGCCAGUGCUAGAAGGAGAGCAGAUGGGGUCCUAUUUUGGCUCUGAGCUGUGCCCUGUGGACAUUAACAUGGAUGGGACCACGGACUUCUUGCUGGUGGCUGCUCCGUUUUACCACGUUCAUGGAGAGGAAGGCAGAGUCUAUGUGUACCGUCUGAAUGAGCAGGAUGGUUCCUUCUCCUUGGCAUGCAUGCUGAGUGGGUACUCCGGGUUCACUGAGGCCCGAUUUGGCUUUGCCAUGGCGACAGUGGGGGAUAUCAAUCAGGAUGAGCUCACCGAUGUGGCCAUCGGGGCCCCCCUGGAGGGUUUGGGGUCAGAUGGUGGCACUAGCUUCGGCAGCGUGUACAUCUACAAUGGACAUCGGGAUGGCCUCUCCACCAGCCCCUCACAGCGGAUCAGAGCCUCGGCGGUGGCUGCAGGACUCCACUACUUCGGCAUGUCCAUGGCAGGUGGCUUAGAUUUCAGUGGCGACGGGCUUGCUGACAUCACCGUGGGUGCUCUGGGCCGGGCGGCCGUGUUCCGCUCAAGACCUGUGGUUCGCCUGAAGGUGUCCAUGACCUUCACCCCCGAGGCACUGCCCAUUGGCUUCAACAGUAGCGUGAAUGUGUGUUUGUGUUUUGAAAUCAGCUCUGUGACCACAGCUGCUGAGUCAGGCCUCAGAGAAUCCUCUCUGAACUUCACAUUGGAUGUGGACGUGGUGAAGCAGAGGAAGAGGCUGCAGUGUCCAGACAGGAGAACUUGUCAGAGCUACCUUAGGAAGUGGAGCAGCGAGUCCCGUCUUUGUGAGCCCCUCCUGCUCAUCCCCACAGAGGGAGAGCUGUGUGAGGAGGACUGCUUCUCCAACAUCAGUGUCAAGGUCAGCUACCAACUCCAGACCCCCGAGGGCCGGAGGGACCAUCCCCACCCUGUUCUGGACCUCUACACUGAGCCCUCUGCCAUCUUCCAGCUGCCCUAUGAGAAGGCCUGCAGGAAUAAGCUGUUUUGCAUCGCUGAGCUACAGUUGGCCAUCACCACCUCUCAGCAGGAAUUGGUGGUGGGUCUCACAGAGGAGCUGACCAUGAACAUUAGCCUGAUUAACUCUGGGGAAGAUUCCUACAUGACAAGCAUGGCUUUGAAUUACCCCAGAAACUUACACUUUAAGAGGAUACAAAAGCCUCCUUCUCCAAACAUUCAGUGUGAUGACCCCCGGCCAGCUGCUUCUGUCCUGGUCAUGAACUGCAGGAUCGGUCAGCCUGUCCUCAAGAGGGCGUCUGCAAACUUUUCAGUAGUUUGGCAGCUAGAGGAGAAUGCCUUUCCAAACAGGACAGCCAACAUCACUGUGACAGUCACCAAUUCCAAUGAAAGAAGGUCCUUGGUCAGAGAGACCCACAGCCUUCAAUUCAGGCAUGCCUUCAUUGCAGUUCUUCCCAAACCAUCAGUGAUGUACAUGAACACAAGCCGGGGACUUUCUGACCACAAAGAAUUCCUCUUCAAUAUACAUGGGGAAAAUCGUUUUGGAGCCAAAUUUCAGCUGCAAAUUUGUGUUCCCAUCAAAUUACAAGGUAUCCAGCUUGUAAGAGUGAAGAACGUGACAAAGACUCAGGCUUACACUGUGUGCAGCCAGAGUCAGCAGGGCGCUUGUGGGAGCGAUCCGGUUCAGAGUGUGGAGGAAUGGCAUUCAGUAAGCUGUGCCAUCACUUCGGAUAAAGAAAAUGUCACUGUGGCUGCAGAGCUCUUCUUGAGUCAAUCCGAGCAGUUACUAAGAGAUGUAACUGAACUGCAGAUCCUCGGUGAACUAUCUUUCGACAAAUCUCUAUAUGAGGGGCUGAGUGCAGAGAACCACAGAACUAAGGUAGUCCCUGGCUGUUUUCUGGUUUUCUGGGUAGUGUCCUGGGAAAACUGUGCCUAGGCUUCGAGCCCCUGUUUGGGCACUCUGCUGCUGCCCUCUUCUGUUUUCAGGCUUAUCCCCUCUAAUCUAA
Molecule: messenger RNA, 3496 nt
Organism: Equus quagga
Lineage: Eukaryota; Metazoa; Chordata; Mammalia; Perissodactyla; Equidae
Gene: ITGAE
Product: integrin subunit alpha E
Exons: 29
Coding region: 73-3426 (1117 amino acids)
Biological process (GO): integrin-mediated signaling pathway; cell adhesion mediated by integrin; cell-cell adhesion
Cellular component (GO): external side of plasma membrane; integrin complex
Molecular function (GO): integrin binding
Source: RefSeq, a predicted model, not a curated record